AUGACGAAGGAUGACAGAAAGCGGAAGAAGCGCAGCGGCGAAGACAGCGAGAGCGACGGGGAGGAGGAGGGGAAGGGGAGGCGAGGCGAGGAGGGGCGGAAGGAGAGGAAGGAGAGGAAGGAGAGGAAGGAGAGGAAGGAGAAGGAGCGAAAAGGAGGGCGACGGGAGAAAGGCGAGAGGCGACGGAAACGACGGGAGAAGAAGCGACGGUCUUCAAGCGACGAUGACGCCUCGAGCUCUGAUUGGUCGGGCUCCAGUCGAAAUAGCAGCAGUAGUGAGAGCGAGAGCAGCAGCGAUUCCGAUUCGUCGUCAGAUCAUGGCAAGAAGCGUGAGCGGCGGCGAGAGAAGCGGGGAAAGGAGAAGGAGAAGCGGAGAAGGAAGGAAGGCGGGAGGGGGCACGAGCAGGACGGUGAGUCGGCAGAAGAUCGGUUGGAGCGGGAUUUGCGGCGGAUGAUGCGGGAGUUCCCGUUGGACGUGUCGCACGACCUCGUGCGCCUCCUCGAGCGCGUCGACGGCGGCGAGGCGGUCGACGUUGGCGGCAUCCCGGACCGCCGCCUCAAGAAGCUUCUCGGAAGCAUCUUCCGCUCGCUGGGGAUUGAUUCUCAAGGCAAGAGCAAAGGGAAAGGCGGUAAGAGCAAGCGCGCCUCGCUCUAUCAGCUUCCCAGUGCGGCUCCGCGCUGCCUGCCACGUGUCGUGCCGCUAGUGGCCAAACUGCUGCAGAAUCUGCCAGAUCCUGAAGCUGCUGCUGCUGGGGCUGGAAAUGCCCUCCCUCCACACCGCCCCCCCUCCCUCCACACCGCCUCCCCUCCCUCCACACCGCCCCCCCUCCCUCCACACCGCCUCCCCUCCCUCCACACCGCCCCCCCUCCCUCCACACCGCCCCCCCUCCCUCCACACCGCCCCCCCUCCCUCCACACCGCCCCCCCUCCCUCCACACCAACCAACCCCCGCCCUCCCGCCCCCAACUCCCCCCAACUCUUCCUCCCCCCCUUCCCCCCUCCCCUUAGCAGCAUGGGCCCCGCCAUGCCCACGGCGGCGCAGCUGGUGCCCUCACAAGCUCUCCCCGCAAAUCAUCCCAUCUCCCCCCAAUUCCCCAUCCCCCUCUCCUCAUGUCCCCGGCACCAGCAUGGGCCCCGCCAUGCCCACGGCAGCGCAGCUGGCGGCUGCAGCAUCGCUCACGCGCGCCGUGGAGGAGAUGGAGUGAGUUGGGGGGGAUGGCGAGAGGGAGUGCAUGGGGUGGGGGCGAGGGGUGGGGGCGAGGGGUGGGGGCGAGGGGUGGGGGCUGGGCGUGGCCGCAGCGUCGCUCACCCGCGCUGUGGAGGAGAUGGAGUGAGUGGGGGAAGGGAGAUGGAUGCAGUGAGAGGGGGGAGGGGUGGGGAGAGGGGGGAGCGGUGGGGAGAGGGGGGAGCGGUGGGGAGAGGGGGGAGCGGUGGGGAGAGGGGGGAGCGGUGGGGAGAGGGAGGAGGGGUGGGGGAUGGGGGUUGGGCGUGGGUGCACCUGGCGGCUGCAGCGUCGCUCACGCGCGCCGUGGAGGAGAUGGAGGAGGCGGAGCAGGCGCUGCAAGAGAGCCCGUUUGUGGGCCCCAUGCCGCCCGCCCUGGCUGCUGAGGCAGCCAAUGCGACCCAGGCGGAGAAAUACGAGGAGGUGGAGCGCAUUCUCGACCCAGAGCUGACUGCGUACGCCAUCUUGGGGGUGACGCCUGCUGCGGGCGACAGCGAGAUUAAGAAGCGCUACUGGAAAGCAUCGCUGCUGGUGCAUCCGGACAAGUGCAGCCACCCGCUCGCGCAGGAGGCGUUUUUGCGGCUGAACGACGCCGUGAACCGACUCAAGGACCCCAGUAAGAGAUCAGUGGUGGAUGCAGAGAUUGCAGCCAGAGAGGAGCACAAAGAAAUGGAGGCGGAGCUAAGGGCGCUGAGGGAGGCAGCCGAGUGGCGCAAGCUCAGAGGCGAGGCCCUGCCCGGGGAUGACGAGCUGCUGGGCACAGCGAAGCGGGAAGGCAUGGAGCGCGAGACAUGGAUGACAGAGCUGCCUCCUGAACGACAGGCCCGCCCGCCAGCUCAGACCAACACAUUCUUUAGUCGCAGUGACAAGGUGGGACGGGGCGACACGUCAGCAUGGACCGACAACCCCGAGCAGCGAGCUGCCAGAGCCAAGCAACAGUACCUGGAGGCCUAUUCCUCUGCUGCCAAUGCCCUCGAGGGCCCUUCUGCUGACUCAGCUGCCGCCCUGCAGUCACUACAGGACAAGCGCACGGCGGCGCUAGUGGACAAUCUUGCCGCCCAGAAGCAAGCCGUUUCAUUGGUGGAGCAGCACCGGAAGAAACAGGCCGAGGGGGGCAAGAAAAAGAGCAAGGGGAAGGAGAAAGGGAAGGGGAAAGGGGAGGGAGAGAGAGGGGGAGGCGGGAAUGCAGGGUGGCGGAUGUGGGACAGGGAGAAGGAUCUAGAGGUCAAGCCCAAGGCCAUGAAGUGGACGGCAGACGGCAUGGCUCAGGGCCUUUCCGGGCGGUUCUCGGGUGCACAAUCGGGCAGCCGAAAGUUUUUGUAA
Molecule: messenger RNA, 2544 nt
Organism: Closterium sp. NIES-65
Lineage: Eukaryota; Viridiplantae; Streptophyta; Zygnematophyceae; Desmidiales; Closteriaceae
Source: the annotation of a GenBank genome assembly